AUGAAUGAAGUUGGGUUUUAUGUGAGUACUGCCUAUGGGUUGUUUCUAAAUUAUUGCUGUGGGCGCCCAUGGUACUCUCGUGUUUCUCCUUCUUUGAUUGUGGGUGCUUUACCACUCAAAAAGUCUUGGGAUAAAUGGCAGGCAGAUGAAAAUAUCACACAUAUAGUGAGCAUGUUGGAACCAUUCGAAGUAAAAUCAUUUGUCAUAGGAGAAAAGGAUGCUGUGAAGCAAGGCAUUAAAUAUCUCUCUCUACCAGUUCGUGACUUUGUGGGAGUUCCUACAUUUGAGCAGAUUGAUGCUGGAAUUACAUUUAUCAACUCUUGUGUACAGUCAAACGGAUGCGUGUAUAUUCAUUGUAAAGCCGGUCGUACACGUUCAGCAUUCUUAUUAACUUGUUAUUUCAUGUAUACAGAAUCUUUAGGUGUUGACGAAGCGAUUGGUCGUUUGAUAAUGGCUCGUUAUUCAACUGUAUUAACUCAUCAAACUUUAAUACUUUUGGAAAUCAUUUCCAUUGGCCUGGCAUGCAAGUAUAAAUAUGCAUCGGACAAUCUUUUGAAUGUGUCUAAUCUUAAAGUAUUGCCAAUUCUAAUCAGAGAAAAUCUUUCAUUAUUUGUGCAAUGUUUUCAACAACAAAAAUCCGUCUAUUUUUACGAAUCAUCUAUUCAUCUUUACUUUGUGCGUUUUUAUUUGUUGUACAAAUCUAAAUUCAGUAUGAAAAGAGUCCUAUUUUGUUUUAUUGAGUUGUUAUGUGAAAUAGUUUUUUUUAUUUAUUAUCAUACAACUGUUUAA
This is a messenger RNA of Schistosoma margrebowiei, 789 nucleotides long. NCBI's taxonomy places the organism in Eukaryota, Metazoa, Platyhelminthes, Trematoda, Strigeidida, Schistosomatidae. The record is from the annotation of a GenBank genome assembly.